Sinocyclocheilus anshuiensis is the source of this 1531-nucleotide messenger RNA. Its product is annotated as protein FAM102A-like. The transcript has 11 exons. The coding region runs from base 197 to 1294 and encodes 365 amino acids. The record is from RefSeq and is a predicted model, not a curated record. Lineage: Eukaryota; Metazoa; Chordata; Actinopteri; Cypriniformes; Cyprinidae.
CAGAAGAAUCACAUCCAAACAUCGGAGACAGAAACACGAGCUCAGAGUUGAUCACGUUUGUUGUGAUUUGUGUUUUUUUCUCCCGCAGAUGAUCAAUGAAAUCAUGAUCCCGCGGAGAGAGUUUAAACCCGCUUCACAGUGCUCAUUUUAAACACCAGACUUCAGUAGAGAAUUAAACCACUUCAAGCUCGGGUUCAUGGCGUUUCUCGUCAAGAAGAAGAAGUUUAAGUUUCAGACUCACGUUACUCUGGAGGAGCUGACAGCUGUGCCGUUUGUCAACGGAGUUUUGUUCUGUAAAAUCAGACUGCUGGAUGGAGAUUUCACUGCUUCAUCAUCCAGAGAAGAGGUCCACCAGAACGCCGUUCGCUGGAGGAAGAGGUUCUCCUUUGUUUGCAAAAUGAGCGCCAACCCCAACACCGGCGUUCUGGACCCCAGCGUGUGUCGCGUCUCUGUCAGGAAGGAACUCAAAGGAGGAAAAGCUUAUUCAAAGCUGGGCUUUGCUGAUCUGAACAUGGCGGAGUUUGCUGGCUCAGGCUCCACCGCGCGCUGCUGUCUGCUGGAGGGAUACGACACCAAGAACACCCGGCAGGACAACUCCAUCCUGAAGGUGAACAUCGGAAUGACCCUCUUAUCUGGAGAUCCGUGCUUCAAAACUCCGCCAAGCUCCGCCAAAUGUAUAUCUGUGGCCGGUCGAGAUGCUUCCCUGCAGCUGGACUGUAAAGGAGAAGGAACCGCUGAAGUUUUGCUCCGACUGACUAAACAGAGACCUUCUAUACUCGGCUCUGCUCUUCCUGAGGAGGUGGAUCAGGGUCAAAGUCCUGAUGAAUCGUUUCACACGGGUCAUUCACGCAGCUCAAGUUAUGCCAGUCAGCAGAGCAAACUAUCAGGCUACAGCACCGAACACUCCUGCUCCUCCAGUCUGUCUGAUUUGACCCAUCGCAGGAACACGUCUACAGGCAGCAGCGUGAGCGCCGACCCCCCGUCUGAGAGUGACACCCGUCCCGACCGGCCUCCGCGACCCCCGCGGUCCCUCUUACCCUCCAACAGACCACCGCGGAGGAAGCAGGAUUCGGUGGAGGAUCACCCGACCUGGGUCAACGACACGCGUAUCGACGCAGACGACAUCGUGGAAAAGAUCGUCCAGAGUCAGAACUUUUCUGACAUCAGUAACAAUGAAGAUAGUAACCUGAGACUGUUUGUGAGCAGAGACGGAACGACAGCGCUGAGCGGCAUCCAGCUGGGAAACAGGGUCUCUGCCGGUGUGUAUGAGCCAGUCGUCAUCGAAAGCCAUUAGAUUUACACCCCUGCUGCUCCUGUUUUAUCACUUCAUCAAAAUACUGGAAGAAUCACACAAAUCUAUUCCAGUCACCUCUUGCAUUAGAUAUUUCAUCAAUCUAAAUUACUCCAGACAAGCGUUUAAGUGCCAAACCACGGCAGGUGCCUGAAGCAAACCACCAGAUUUAGCUGAGUAUCGUGAUGCUGCACAACACAAGAACAUUUUGAUCUCAUAUCUAUGGAAGCCUGUUUUCUG